AUCAAAAAUCACCUGUGCACGAUGUUCGUUCCCAGAACAGUGAAGCGAAAGUUACCCCAUGCUGUGCCGGCAGAACUACCUCCAAGGGCUUUACAGCCCAUUUCCACAGGCUCAGUAGCUGCGCAGCCCGAGUCUUCUAACCCUGCCGAUACCUCCUCGAAACACCCUCCAAGAGCUCCUACUGGCCCUGUGCAACAGCCCAAAAAGGGUCCAAAUUACUCCGAAGAAGACCUGGCAUGGAAACACAUCGUGGCAUUAGAGAUGCUUUUCGCUCCGUCUUCAAGUGUCCGCUUCGCCGCCAAAUCCAUCGACGGAUCAUCCGGCUGGAUCCACCUGUCGCACAUCAUCUCACAUCGGUCAAUCAGCAACCUACGACCUUCACCAUCACAGAUAGCAUUAGCCACUGCAUUGCGAACAAUACCAUCAGCAUUAAUCGAGUUGUCGGCUGACGGAUAUCAUGUACGCCAACGAGAGUUGCCAUUCAACCCACUGAUUGGGACAGAUGACGAGAUGACUAUCUACGUCGAGCCAGUUCCAGCGAAGCUUACGGACGAUGCCCUAGACGUCGCUGUCGCACUACGGAAGGAGAUGAGCGCGGAGGAUCCGUGUCUGCCGAUACAGCGUGUCUUUGGUCUAGGACGAGGAUACGCGCUUGUACUGCUAUCAUCAAUCGUGGACGAGAGUACUGUGAAGAAUAUCAAGAUGCCGAUGACAUGGAUGGUUCUGACGAAAGCCGAACACGAUCGUCGUGAUGUAGAAUAUCAACGACUCAUUCAAUCGGAUUACGAUGCUCUUCGCCGACGUAGACGCGUAUCUCCAGAACCUCGGAGACGAGAAGAAGGACGCCUAACUCCACCAAGAGAGGUCGGACGUCUAACACCACCACCUUUGCCCUCCCUACCACCAAAGUCAAGACCAGCAUCAACAUCGACACCGACGCCGUACGAGAAGGGCUUAAUCUUACACCUCUCACAUCUGCAUGAGGAGACCAACAAACCUACCAUUCAAUCAUUCCUCGCUCAAGUCGCCAAUCGGCAGCAAUACUUCGACAAGAACCCUUCUGCCCAACUCGAAUAUGACGGAGCACCAAUCGAAGACGCCACAGAUACAAAUCUAGUUCACGUCCAAUACGUCGACUACACCAAACCCUCAGACACAGCCUACGUCCGUCUCUCUACCCCCGCCGAAGCAAUACUCCUCGCUCGAGCACUAACCUUCCAACAUCGCGUAAUGAGAGCAAAAGACGACUGUAAAGGAACUUCGGUCGGCGAGAAUUCGGAAAGGAAGUAUGUCGUGGGAAAUGUGCUCGAAGGUGAACGGGAACGGAUAUAUUGGGAGAUGCUGGAGGAUGCGAAGACGAAGGGGAAGAGGAAGAGGAAGGCUGGGGAUCAAGACAGGAGUAGGGCGGUUGAGUCUGUGGGUGAGGUGCAGCAGCUGGUUGUGAACAAGGCGAAGGGAACACACAUGAAGUUCGACUGACGGCAUCUGAGUUAAUUGCGAUAUAUGACGGACCGUGGGAAAUUCGCCGCACGGGUAGGGGAAUGCAUGUAUCGGGAAAACUGAGAGUGACCGGAUACGAUAGCGGUUCGUUGGGUAGUUUCAAGUAAUUGCAACCUGUAUCACUGAG
Molecule: messenger RNA, 1627 nt
Organism: Saitoella complicata NRRL Y-17804
Lineage: Eukaryota; Fungi; Ascomycota; Saitoellomycetes; Saitoellales; Saitoellaceae
Exons: 3
Coding region: 22-1479 (485 amino acids)
Biological process (GO): telomerase catalytic core complex assembly
Molecular function (GO): telomerase RNA binding
Source: RefSeq, a predicted model, not a curated record